Carica papaya (papaya) is the source of this 590-nucleotide messenger RNA. The record is from RefSeq and is a predicted model, not a curated record. NCBI's taxonomy places the organism in Eukaryota, Viridiplantae, Streptophyta, Magnoliopsida, Brassicales, Caricaceae.
AUAUGUAUGUAUUUUGCCGUGCGAGUUCGUGUGUGUAUUUGUGAUAACCUUUUUUGCUGUUUGGUUGCUGAUAAAAUAGGAGAGGAAGAGAAGGAAGAUUCUUGCGUGACUUGGUGGCAAUUGAUUAUUGCGUUUUUAUUUUUGAAAUUUUAUGUUAUAUCUAAGUAUUUUUAUUCUUUUUGGCUGCAUUUUUUGAUUGAUGAAACGAAACGAGUGAGAAAAUGGAAUUUCUCAGCAAAUUUUCGCUUCGUUCGAGGAGAUGGUCGCAUGGAUCGUCGCUAAGAUCAGAAACAGUAAUGGGUGAUCCUAAUUCUAAACAUAUUUUGGAGGAUUAUUACAUUCCAAAUUAUAUACUUGUACCUGGUUCAGCCGUUGAUAUACAUUCAUAUAUACCACCCUGUCCGGUGAUAGUGUUCAUCAACUCCAAAAGUGGUGGUCAGCUAGGUGGAGAGCUUAUUGUCUCAUACCGUACUCUUCUUAAUGAGAACCAGGUUUUCGAUUUGGGGGAGAAGCCCCUGAUACUGUGCUGCACCAGCUUUAUGUCACUUUGUCUAAGCUUAAGUACAAUGGAGAUAAUUUAGCAGCUGAAA